UGGGUAGGGGGUGGUAGAGGCGGGUGGUAGAGGCGGGUGGCGCCAUGAGCUGCUGCAUGAGUCCGCAGGCGAAGGAGCAGCGACGGAUCAACGACGAGAUCGAGCGGCAGCUGCGGCGAGACAAGAGGGACGCGCGCAAGGAGCUCAAGCUGCUUCUGCUCGGUACGGGCGAGAGUGGGAAGAGCACCUUCAUCAAACAGAUGCGAAUCAUCCACGGCUCGGGCUACACGGAGGAUGACAAGCGCAGCUUCAUCAAGCUGGUCCACCAGAACGUGUUCUCGGCCAUGCAGGCCAUGAUUCGUGCCAUGGAGACGCUGGGCAUCCCCUACGCGAACGCGGGGAACCAGGCUCACGCGCAGCUGCUCCGCGAGGUGGACGUGGAGAAGAUCUGCUCGCUGGACAAGCCGUACAUCGAGGCGGUGCGGUGCCUGUGGGCCGAUCCUGGCAUCGAGGAGUGCUACGAUCGCCGGCGCGAAUUCCAGCUCACGGAUUCCGCCAAAUAUUACCUGAACGACUUGGCCAGAAUUUCUGCCGUCAACUACCUGCCCACACAGCAGGACAUCCUGCGGGUGCGCAUCCCCACCACCGGCAUCAUCGAGUACCCCUUCGACCUGGAGAACAUAAUUUUCCGGAUGGUGGAUGUGGGGGGUCAGAGGUCGGAGCGCAGGAAGUGGAUCCACUGCUUUGAGAACGUGACGUCCAUCAUGUUCCUGGUGGCACUGAGCGAGUACGACCAGGUGUUGGUGGAAUCCGACAGCGAGAACCGCAUGGAGGAGAGCAAGGCGCUGUUCCGGACCAUCAUCACCUACCCGUGGUUCCAGAACUCCUCGGUCAUCCUCUUCCUCAAUAAGAAGGACCUCUUGGAGGAGAAGAUCAUUCACUCGCACCUCGUGGACUACUUCCCCGAUUUUGACGGUCCCCAGCAGGACCCGCAGGCGGCGCGCGAGUUCAUUCUGCGCAUGUUCGUGGAGCUGAACCCGGACACGGAGAAGGUGAUCUACUCGCACUUCACCUGCGCCACCGACACGGAGAACAUCCGCUUCGUGUUCGCCGCCGUCAAGGACGCGAUCCUGCAGCUCAACCUCAAGGAGUACAACCUGGUGUGAGCGGGGGCCCGGACUCGGGGUGUGGCGGGGGGGCGCGCACGCGGGCAGGGCGAGCGCGGGGGGCGGCCGUGGCGGGCGACGGUUUAGGCGAUUGCGUUCGGACGAGUUGAUCGGUCGACGGAGGGUCGAUCGGCCGCUUCUCCGCGGUCGAUCGCUCGGGAGGGGGCAGGGGGUGGCCCUUUAUAAACGGCGUUCGCCCCGACGUCCUGCUCUCCCGAAUGUGGGAAAACAACCCCCCCCCCCCCCAUUAUCCUGACUCCCGAAGGUGGGGAACCUCCCGACGAGCCACGCCCAGCGUGACGCGGCCGAUAAUGAUAAUGCUGACGAUGCUGACGAUGCUGAUGACGCCACCGAGCCCCGCCCAUCACCUCCCGUCCGGUGGCACACGUGGGAAGAGGUGAUAAAAAAAACAUUUCCUCCAGACUUUGUGUUAUGCGGUUUUCCGAGCAGUCGAGCGACGGCAGACCGAGCGUUGAGUGGGUGAGCGUGCAGAGCCUUGGAGUGUGCGGUUAGCGGUGUAGUUUCAUGGGUUGUAUUCGUGGCUAAAGGAUGUCACUUUCGUAAUUAAAAAGGGUUUUUAUUUUACUUUGUUCAAAGUGGAUUAUACUUCGCCACUUGCCAAAUCGUAAUCGCGAAUGCGCAACCAUUGGUCUUGGCGCUGGUCAGAACACCCCUUCUCACGCGCGCCGCCCGUGAAGAGUGUUAUUUGAAAGCAAGUCGGCAGGUUCUUAAAUGCUGCGUCAUCAAAAACAAAGCCAUGCCCUUUCAGAAAGUUGUGUAAAAUUGUUUUAUCUUAAAGAUAAAAAUUACUGAUGUGGAAUCGGCUUAAACUGUGAACACUUGUUUGCCAUUGCUCUUACGAUAAUGUCUUCUGUCGGGACAUUUCUCUUAAUUUCUCUUGCAAAGAACGUUAACAAAAAAAGCAUUAUUCUCGCAGUAGCUGCUUCUGGAGAUGUUUUUAAACACGCCCAUUCCAAGUGGAUAAUUUUAAAAUGAUUCAAUCAAUGUUUGAAUCGUGCGGUUAAUUUAAGAGUGUCUGGGAAGACGCGAUUCCACACGCGGUCACGAGAAAAGGGACGUACGAAUGGUGCGGAGUGUGCGACGUACGUGGUGGCGAUUGGAAAGCCAAGAUGACAUAAACGACGUCGCUUCACACAAAUAUCAUUUAGACGUAAUUUAUUUUUGUAUAGGUUCCUUCUGUUUUUAAUUGCAUUUUUUUUUAGCAAGAUUUAUAUCGCAGGAGUCCGAACAGGAGCGGCGCGUUGGAAUGGGUCGCCAGCGGUCGCUGCGCGCAGCCUCUGGCGGUCGUGACGCGCGGCUCUCCUGACCGCGUUUGGUUCGUGUCGCCCCGCGUCGUCCGGCACGAAGUCGGACGUUUCGCUCUCCGUGGCCGGGAGCUUCUUCAGGAACCCAAUACCGAGUUUCUGAACGAGCUCCCGGGGGGGGGGGGGGGUGGGGGGCGGGCGAUCGCCACGAUGCGUUCGGAGAGCAGGCGCGGCGACGGCCGUGAACCACGCGUACAGACGGUACUUUAAAUUUGUUACGUUAAUACACUUCGCAACGCGCAUUUACCAUCAGACCACGGUGAAGUCACGAGAUCGAUGUGCGGCCUUGGGUUGAAACGGACUCGCGCUGAGACACGAUGGCGGCUCCGUGUUUCUCCACAGCGGCAGUAGAGUGGGAUAUGCACUACAUUCAAACAAAAACAACCAUGGUGCAUUUGUUUUUGACUCGGAACACUCGGGCGCUUUGUAUAUACUGCAUAUUUUAUAACUUUAAUGUGCAGUCUGUGAAUAUAAGUGGGGGUUUGAAGCUUGUUUUUUUUUCUACGAAUACGUUAAGGACACUAAUUGGAGCGCGUGGUGUGAAUUGGAACCAGCUAUCGUCUUGCCAAUAAAUGAUUUGCAAUGUAAGCGGCGGCGCGCCGCGCGCUCGUGA
Molecule: messenger RNA, 3044 nt
Organism: Petromyzon marinus (sea lamprey)
Lineage: Eukaryota; Metazoa; Chordata; Hyperoartia; Petromyzontiformes; Petromyzontidae
Product: guanine nucleotide-binding protein G(q) subunit alpha-like
Biological process (GO): adenylate cyclase-modulating G protein-coupled receptor signaling pathway
Cellular component (GO): cytoplasm; heterotrimeric G-protein complex
Molecular function (GO): guanyl nucleotide binding; GTPase activator activity; GTPase activity
Source: RefSeq, a predicted model, not a curated record